Messenger RNA from Zasmidium cellare ATCC 36951, 1821 nucleotides. RefSeq lists its product as uncharacterized. The record is from RefSeq and is a predicted model, not a curated record. Lineage: Eukaryota; Fungi; Ascomycota; Dothideomycetes; Mycosphaerellales; Mycosphaerellaceae. The coding region runs from base 1 to 1821 and encodes 606 amino acids. The transcript is spliced from 3 exons.
AUGUCUGUUGCCGGACCACGCGGUCAGAAACGCGGCCCAACGGUCCUUGUCACCGACGCACGCGAAGUCCGCCCUCAACCACCACGUCCUCAGCCCCAGCGAGCGGGCACCCGCUUGAUUUCGGUCGACAAUGUCCUGCAAUACGCCAGCGAGAUCCCAUCCGCCCAGCGACGCGAGACUCCAGGAGCCCGACCGAAAUCGCAUAAUCGUACGCCGUCUGGACGAUAUCCCCUCGAUCCGAAGCUGAGCGGCCGCGGUGUACCUCUGACCACAGCCCACAUUCCCGCGCGCAGCAGCAAGACGAGCGAGAAGCUGGUAUUACUGCCGGAAACGACAGAGGAAGAUGAGGAUCGUGACGGGUUUGAAGAGGAAGAUGACACUGCGCCUCCAAAGGAUGAAGAGCUGAAGAAGAGGAGAAAGCCAGGCGGUGGUGGUAGGAGUGAAGCGGAGAGAUUGCCCAAAUCACAGCGAGUAGCGGAUCCUCAACUGGCAAGAGUCACAGCGUAUUGUACAGCGCAGAGUUACAAAUUGAGGAGUACUGCGGCUUUCGUGCGAGAUCAGCACGGUGCCAAGACGAAGCUCUACGACGACUGUCUGUACUGCGUCUACAAACUUCCUCUCCUGGGUGGCAGCGACGGCUAUCGAGUUAGGAGUAGUCCAGUGGUGAAGCACCCAGGCGGCAGGAGUGUGCUGGACGAGCAGAUUGAAGCAAACGAGAGAAGACAGUACCGCGAGGGGUGGGGCGAGGAAAGUGAAGAAUACUCUGUCCGAGAAUUCAACUCGGAACCUACACCUGAUAUGCAGCAAGUACCGGAUGAGGGCACAACGAAUGGAGUACAAGACUCGGACACAUGGAAUGAAGAGCAACAAGCUGGUCGUAGAGAGAGCAGCGAUUCGUCAGCCUUCAGCUUCACAUCACCACAUGCAUCGAUAUCACCCGAUGCCCAUACAGUGGCCGAACUCUUCAUCUUCAGCUACGGUGUGGCAGUGUUGUGGAACUUCAGCCCGAAUCAGGAAAAGGACGUCCUCGCAGAUAUGACCUUCUCAUCACAAUCCAACACACCAUCUGGGAAGCAUUCGACCCACUUCUCUCAAAAAGCAGCAGCACUCGCUCCUCCGUUGACGUUACCUCUGGUCACUCGACCUCUAGACGAAAGCGACUUCGAAACGGAAGAGUUUCACUUCCAAUACGACGAGACAGCGGACAAGCCUCGAAUAUACAACGACAUGAUUACGCUAAGGACUAGCGACCACAUGAUCAAACUUGCAAUGUCUCACGCUAUUGGGCAAUCGACUAAGCUUUCAUUCUUUGAGGAGAAGAUGCAGAGAACGAUGUCAGAAGCACAGUACGUACCGAGAAGGCUGGCAUUGGAGGGAAGGCUUGGCAUGAACCGGAAAGAGGUUGUCGGCUUGGUUGGGAGACUAUUCGAAGGCAGAGUCGACGUCAAUCUUUCGUCCAACAUGCUCGACACACCCAACUUCUUCUGGGAUUCAGAACCGACCCUCCACCCUCUCUAUGCCGCCGUUCGCGAAUACCUCGAAAUCAAACCACGCAUCCAAGUCCUGAACGAGCGAUGUCGAGUCUUCCUGGAUCUCGCCGAAAUCUUGUCCGACUCUAUUGCAGACGUCAAGAUGACGAGGAUCACCUGGAUCAUUAUCGUCCUGAUUGUGCUGAGUAUCUUGGUGACCUGCACGGAAGUGUUCUUAAGAUUUGGCAUUCUUGCUGCAGGAAAGGGAAAGGAAGGGAAAGAUGCUGGAGCAGCGGUGUUGGCGGCCAUUGGUGUAGAUACGGGAGGGUCGUUUGGCGUGGGCGAGCUGUAA